AUGAAGAAAGACACUGGAAAAAACACGAAAUCCGAUGAGAAACCAACGACAAAUACUAACGAAACUCCACCAACAUCAGAACCAUCGUCACAAGCGAAUCAAUCAGAUAAAUCAACAAAGAAAAAGGUUUUAAAGAAAAAUGAAUUUUGUGGUGGAAACGCGUGUCCAAGUUGUGGUAAAUGUAUCGAUUGGCAUUAUAAAGGCGAUUUAAGUGUUGAUCACAAUCUUUAUAAACACAAUGAAUCUCAUGAUAUUUGUAAUCCACAACGUUGGUAUCGAAAUCCAAAUGCAACAUGUCUUGUCUAUACAAAUGCAUUGAUUUAUAGUACGGGAAAUAUCAACGCAAUUAUUUGUCAUUGUCCUUCAGAAUAA
Messenger RNA from Adineta ricciae, 372 nucleotides. The record is from the annotation of a GenBank genome assembly. NCBI's taxonomy places the organism in Eukaryota, Metazoa, Rotifera, Eurotatoria, Adinetida, Adinetidae.